This is a messenger RNA of Setaria italica (foxtail millet), 1851 nucleotides long. Its product is annotated as cysteine-rich receptor-like protein kinase 19. Gene Ontology annotation, molecular function: ATP binding; protein kinase activity. The transcript has 9 exons. Gene Ontology annotation, biological process: cell surface receptor signaling pathway; protein phosphorylation. The coding region runs from base 235 to 1647 and encodes 470 amino acids. The record is from RefSeq and is a predicted model, not a curated record. Lineage: Eukaryota; Viridiplantae; Streptophyta; Magnoliopsida; Poales; Poaceae.
CCCAUUCUGCCAAGAUGUAUUUUAUUGGUUUAUAUUUCUUACAGAGCACACUGGCCUUUAUUUGUUUUUCACGGAAUUGUUUAUGUCCCUAUCAGAUAAGCUUGCCCAUCGAGCAGACUUGAUUCCCGGCGAACACCGGAUGCUCCGGGCGUACCAUAGCUUGGAGGAAGAGAUCCCUGACGCAGCUAGUAAAGGAGGGCCGAAGACGCCAGAUUAUAAUCCCCUAGAGAGAGGAUGUCCGAUGCAUUGGGCAGGGUGAGGAACAUUGUCGAGGUUGCGCUCCAGAUCAAGGAGGCGGUCGACACCGUUCGAAAGAAUAAGGCUGAUUGUUAUGAGAUCGGAAGGCGCGUAAGCAGAUUAAGUGCUAUCCUGUCAAAGAUGGAGAAUUUGGAGAUGGUGAAGGACCAGGCGAUGAUCCAGGCGCUUGAGAACCUCGAGGAGACCCUGUAUCGGGCGCUGAAGCUUGUCAGGGCCUGCCAGUCGACGCGCAACAUUCACCUGGGUGCAACUGGAUACCUGACCAAAGAGUUGCGCCAGGUAAACCAGGUUAUCAUGGACCAAAUUGCGGCCGCAAACUGGAUUACACAGGAUGCUGGCCAUCUAGGGGCAGUGGAGAGCUCGUCUAGCAGUGCGUCAAACAAUGAUACUAGAUUUGGAGCUGAUGGUGAGAGAAAAAGUGAUCCAGCCUGUAUGGAGCACUUUCUCAACCAAUCAGGAUUUAGAAUGUUCAGUUUAUCUGAGAUGAAGGCCGCUACAAAUAACUUCUCGGAACACAACCUGAUUGGGAGAGGUGGCAGUGCUACUGUGUACAAGGGUGUAAUAUCUGACGUAUUGGUUGCCAUAAAGAGAUUUUGUGCAGCUCGGCACUUACGAAGAGAUGUAGAUCAUUAUGUGAAUGUCUUUGCAUUGCUGGGUCAGCACCAAAAUAUAGUUUGCUUUCUCGGAUAUUGCCAGGAAACCACAUACGAGAAGAUGCUAUACAAGGGCCGCUAUGUGGAGGCUGAAAUAACUAGUAUGAUAGUGGUCGAAGAGUACACCCCGAAUGGAAACUUGUCCGACAUUAUCGAAGGACAGUGUCCGCAGAUGGAUUGGUCUAUCAUAUUCCAAAUAAUUCAAGGGAUGGCACAAGGCAUAGCUCAUCUGCACUGGAAAAACAUUAUCCAUAUGGAUUUGAAGCCAGAAAACAUCCUGUUUGACUCUAAUAUGAACCCUAAAAUCUGUGAUUUUGAAAUGUGCAAAAUAUUUGAUCAAGAGGUGACUCAAGAAGUCACGGAAGAGUUAGCAGGCACCCUGGGAUAUAUGGCUCCAGAAUAUAUUGCUCAAGGUGUCAUCUCAGCCAAGAAUGAUGUCUACAGUUUUGGCCUCUUAGUCUUAUCUACCAUUAGAGGAAUGAGCAGGUCUGGACUUCUCCAACAUUCAAUUGAGUGGGCUUGGGAGGUACGGGAAGCUCAGAGUCUGAAGGAUUUAUUUGACUCUGCAUCUUGUGGAGAGUCACAGCUACAGGAAGUGGAAAGAAGAAUACAUAUCGGACUGUUGUGCACCCAAGACAAUCCAAGGGAGCGGCCAACCAUGCCGGAUGUUCUCAGGAUGCUAAACAGCGAGGAAAGGCCAGCAGCCCCAACGCCACCUAGUUUCAUUAAAAGAUAAAAGACAUAACAGACUCUCUGUGCACGUGCGCCUCCUAUCGAUGCAAGUGCCCUUUCCACCUGCUUCAAGCUUAAUGGAAUUAAUUGCAAAUCAUAUGAUAGGACACCUAGUUUAGGAGUUCUAGGUACAUGUAGUAACUUCUAUUAACAAUUAAUGAGAAGAGAACGAGGCCCUGUUUAGUUGCCCAAUUUUGGACAACCAAAA